AUGGCGACCCCAACAGGACCUUUCACCAACUGUUCAAAGCAACAUAUAGACAGUCUACUCCAAAGCUUGUGGGUCUUCCCAGCAACCACGACAGCACGUAGGCACGAUGUUCCUUGCUAUUGUCAACAGCUCGGCUGUCCUUUCGAGCGAAUACAACAACUUGUUCCGUACUUGAACUUCUACAAGCGGCUAUCAAAGAGAUAUGGGGUAGAUCUUCCAACCGGCGCAACAGUCUCUCACCCCGAUUUACACAUCCUUGUUCAAGCGAUCCGUGACCAUCCAGACCUGACACGCAUUGAAUUGAUUGAGACACAGCUGAUUGGAAGUGCUCUUUGCAAAUCUCCAAUGCGGUCAGAAGAUCGUGAUAGAGCAAUUGAUCUUGCAGUCCGAGUGAUGACCAUGAUCAACUGCCAGCCACAAAACAGAUCAAUAGGAUUUGUUGAAUAUGGGGCUACAUUUCAAGGCUGGUCGGCAGAGACGACCUUCAGCGAUUUCAUUGAGAGCUGCUUUCCCACCCCUAUGCCACUGGCGCCCCAAACCACCGAACAGCACAUAAAUGGUGAGAUGCUUGUUCGUACGAACUUGACGGCAAGUCAGGUGAUGAAGAAGGCAAAGUACAAAUUUGAGGCCACAGACGACAUGCGGAAGCACUUAAUCCUCGACCGACAACGACGCGUUGUGCAGAUCUUCCACCAUGCUGCUUUCCUCAAGGAAAAUCUGCGGUUGCCACGGCAGAUCGCUCUCGAGAUCCUGGACUCGAUCCAGAAAGUCCUCUUCCGGCACUCGGACGCCAGGUCACGGACAAUUUUGCGUUCAUUGGUAUCGAAAGAGAACUUCGACCCAGAAUGUCUCCAGUUCGAGUUCAGUUCCUUACGAGUUCCAGGUGAAGAAGAGGUGUCUUAUCGCUACUUCGGUGCUCGAAUGGCUGAGCUAUACGAAGAAAUCGAGAACCCGUCCCCAGAUGGCCUCAUCGAGAAGUGGUUGGAACGAAGGAGCGGCGCCAGAUAUAUCAUGCUUGCCACGUUGAUAGGUGUGCUUUUCGCAGUCCUGCUUGGGUUCUUGUCGUUAGGAGCAUCUGUCUUCCAAGCCUACAUCUCGUACCAGACUUGGAAACACCCUGUGGCUGCAUGA
Messenger RNA from Exophiala bonariae, 1131 nucleotides. RefSeq lists its product as uncharacterized. Lineage: Eukaryota; Fungi; Ascomycota; Eurotiomycetes; Chaetothyriales; Herpotrichiellaceae. The coding region runs from base 1 to 1131 and encodes 376 amino acids. The transcript is spliced from 2 exons. The record is from RefSeq and is a predicted model, not a curated record.